CUAUCCUGAACCCAAAGCAGCCGAAAGAGACACCAAAAAGCUUCAGCUUUGACUAUUCCUAUUGGUCCCACACCACGCCUGCAGAUAUCAACUAUGCAUCUCAGAAGCAAGUGUACCGGGACAUUGGUGAGGAGAUGUUGCAACACGCAUUUGAAGGCUAUAAUGUCUGCAUCUUUGCCUACGGGCAGACAGGUGCUGGAAAAUCCUACACCAUGAUGGGGAAGCAGGAGAAGGACCAGCAAGGCAUCAUCCCACAGCUGUGCGAGGACCUCUUCUCCCGCAUCAACGACACGACAAAUGACAACAUGUCUUACUCCGUGGAGGUGAGCUACAUGGAGAUAUACUGUGAGCGUGUGAGGGACCUCCUGAACCCCAAGAACAAGGGGAACCUGCGAGUAAGGGAGCAUCCCCUUAUGGGCCCAUACGUUGAGGACCUUUCCAAGCUGGCUGUGACCUCCUACAAUGACAUCCAGGACCUGAUGGACUCUGGGAACAAGGCCCGCACGGUGGCUGCCACUAACAUGAACGAGACCAGUAGCCGCUCUCAUGCUGUGUUCAACAUCAUCUUCACGCAGAAGCGGCAUGACGCUGAGACAGACAUCACCACCGAGAAGGUCAGCAAAAUCAGCUUGGUGGACCUGGCAGGAAGUGAGCGAGCUGACUCCACUGGUGCGAAGGGCACAAGGCUAAAGGAAGGAGCAAACAUCAACAAGUCCUUGACCACACUGGGAAAAGUCAUCUCUGCCCUGGCUGAAAUGGAUUCAGGGCCGAACAAGAACAAAAAAAAGAAGAAGACAGAUUUCAUCCCUUACCGGGACUCAGUGCUGACCUGGCUGCUGCGGGAGAACCUGGGGGGCAACUCCAGGACAGCCAUGGUCGCUGCUCUCAGUCCUGCCGAUAUCAACUAUGAUGAGACCCUCAGCACUCUCAGGUAUGCUGACCGUGCGAAGCAGAUCCGCUGCAACGCUGUCAUCAAUGAGGACCCGAACAACAAGCUCAUCCGGGAGCUGAAGGAUGAGGUGGCACGCCUGCGUGACCUUCUCUAUGCCCAGGGCCUCGGGGACAUCAUUGACACCCAUCCUGCUGCAGGAGGAUCCAAAUUGACCAAUGCCAUUGCUGGGAUCAGCCCCUCUUCGUCCCUGUCGGCCUUGUCCAGCCGUGCAGCCUCUGUCGCCAGCCUCCAUGAGCGCAUCAUGUUUGCUCCAGGCAGCGAAGAGGCGAUUGAAAGGCUUAAGGAAACAGAGAAGAUCAUUGCAGAGCUAAAUGAGACAUGGGAGGAGAAGCUGCGUAGGACAGAAGCAAUCCGGAUGGAAAGGGAAGCAUUGCUUGCCGAAAUGGGGGUGGCCAUGAGGGAGGAUGGAGGCACCUUGGGUGUUUUCUCUCCUAAAAAGACACCCCACUUGGUCAACCUGAAUGAGGACCCGCUCAUGUCUGAGUGUCUUCUCUACUACAUCAAGGAUGGGAUAACAAGGGUUGGCCGGGAAGAUGCAGAGAAGAGGCAGGACAUUGUUCUCAGUGGGCACUUCAUUAAGGAAGAGCACUGCCUUUUCCGCAGCGACAACAAAACCAGUGGUGAAGUAAUAGUGACCCUGGAGCCCUGUGAAGGUGCUGACACAUAUGUGAAUGGUAAAAAGGUGACGGAGCCUAGCAUCCUGCGCUCAGGAAACCGCAUCAUCAUGGGGAAGAGCCAUGUCUUCCGCUUCAACCACCCUGAGCAGGCUCGGCAGGAGCGGGAGCGGACCCCAUGUGCCGAGACCCCGGCUGAGCCCGUAGACUGGGCUUUUGCCCAAAGAGAGCUGCUGGAGAAGCAGGGCAUCGACAUGAAGCAGGAGAUGGAGCAGCGGCUCCAGGAACUGGAGGACCAGUACCGGAGGGAGCGGGAGGAGGCAAAUUACCUUCUUGAGCAGCAAAGACUGGACUAUGAGAGCAAAUUGGAGGCUUUGCAGAAGCAGAUGGACUCUAGGUAUUACCCUGAAGCAAAUGAGGAAGAAGAAGAACCUGAAGACGAAGUGCAGUGGACAGAGCGGGAGUUUGAGCUGGCCCUCUGGGCCUUUAGGAAGUGGAAGUGGUACCAAUUCACUUCCCUCCGUGACCUGCUCUGGGGCAAUGCCAUCUUCCUCAAGGAAGCCAAUGCCAUCAGCGUGGAGCUGAAGAAGAAGGUUCAGUUCCAGUUUGUGCUGCUCACGGACACGCUGUACUCGCCUCUCCCUCCUGACCUGCUGCCUCCUGAUGCUGCCAAAGACCGGGAGAAGCGGCCAUUCCCCCGAACCAUCGUGGCCGUAGAGGUACAGGACCAGAAGAAUGGAGCAACGCAUUACUGGACCCUGGAGAAACUGAGGCAACGCCUGGACCUGAUGCGUGAAAUGUAUGACCGUGCAGCAGAAGUGCCUUCUAGCGUCAUUGACGACUGUGACAACGUGGUGACUGGCGGAGAUCCUUUCUACGACCGCUUCCCCUGGUUCAGGCUGGUGGGCAGUUCAGAUAUCUCUGGCUGCAACAGCUCUCCUCUUUUCAACACAUGCAUGAGCGAGCGCAUGGCUGAUCUCACCCCCUCCCCUACCUUCUCGAACCCCGACUCCGACAUCACCGAGCCUGCUGACGAGCAGCACCAGGGGCAGGAGGAGGAGGAGGAGGAGGAGGAGGCGGAGGACCUGGAGGAAGACAUCUUUCCGGAGUGCCCACUGUGUGAUGGCCGGGAUCCGUUUUACGACCGCUCCCCCCUGUUCAGUUUAGUAGGAAG
Messenger RNA from Nestor notabilis (Kea), 2740 nucleotides. Its product is annotated as kinesin-like protein KIF1A. The annotation marks the transcript as partial. The record is from RefSeq and is a predicted model, not a curated record. Lineage: Eukaryota; Metazoa; Chordata; Aves; Psittaciformes; Psittacidae. Gene Ontology annotation, molecular function: microtubule binding; microtubule motor activity; ATP binding. Gene Ontology annotation, biological process: microtubule-based movement. The transcript is spliced from 25 exons.